AUGGAAUCAUUACUGGUGGGCAGUAGUGGACAGCAACGUGGACUAACACUUACAAUCUCAAAGCUUAGGCAUUAUAAACUCACUCUUCUUCCCUUUCUUCCCCAAUUCAACAGCCACCAGCACAACAGCCGUUACAUUUUCUCUAUUUCGCCCCUUCGCUUCCAGGUUCUUCUUUCUCAACCAUCACUUGCCCACGGCUUCUUUACUUCUGUUAUUGAUUUUGGGUCCGAAAAAAAAAGGAGGCUUAAUAAGAAAUCAAGUUGCAGGGGACUGAUGUCUAAAAUGGCUGAUCAUGAUCAAGCCAAGUUAGCCUCCGCUGAUGUUGUAUCCGGGGAUAUGAUUUUUCAGCCUAUCUUGGAGGAUGGGAUUUUUCGAUUUGAUUGUUCUACAGAUUUUAGAGUUGCCACACAUCCCAGUCUUUCAUUCAUCACUAGCAAAGAUAGGGACACACCAAUCGUGAAUCAUAGUGUUCCUUCAUACACUCCUGCUUUUGAAUGUGUUUCUGGGCAGCAGAUUGUUAAACUCGAGUUUCCUGUUGGUACCUCCUUUUAUGGAACUGGAGAAGUUACUGGACAGCUUGAGAGGACUGGAAAAAGAGUUUUCGCAUGGAACACGGUGGGUUAUGGUUCAGGAACUCCAUCGUUGUACCAGUCACAUCCUUGGGUACUGGCUGUUCUUCCGAAUGGAGAGGCAUUAGGUGUUCUUGCAGACACCACACUACGCUGUGAGAUUGAUCUGAGGAAAGAAUCAAUAAUUCAGUUCAUUGCUCCGUCAUCGUAUCCUGUUGUCACAUUUGGUCCAUUUGCUUCACCCACUGAUGUUCUGAAAUCUUUAUCCCAUGCCAUUGGAACUGUUUUUAUGCCUCCAAAGUGGUCAUUAGGCUAUCAGCAAUCCCGGUGGAGCUAUGAUUCAGAUGAGAGAGUUCGCGAGGAACGUUUUCGCGAUCCACAAUCUUUGGCAAAAGAUCUCCAUGAUAAUGGUUUCAAAGCGAUUUGGAUGCUCGACCCUGGUAUCAAGAAAGAAGAAGGGGAGGUGUGGCCUGGGCCCUGUGUUUUUCCUGAUUUCACGCAAUCAAAAGUUCGCGCUUGGUGGGCUAGUUUAGUUAAAGAUUUUACGUCGAAUGGUGUUGAUGGCAUAUGGACUGAUAUGAAUGAGCCAGCAGUUUUCAAAACUGUCACAAGGACGAUGCCUGAGAGCAAUUUUCAUCAAGGAGAUGAAGAAAUUGGAGGAGGUCAGAAUCACUCGCACUAUCACAAUGUAUAUGGCAUGCUUAUGGCAAGAUCAACAUAUGAAGGCAUGAAGUUAGCUAGUGAAAAGAGGCGUCCUUUUGUACUCACGAGAGCUGGAUUUAUUGGUAGUCAAAGGUAUGCUGCAACAUGGACAGGAGAUAACUCUUCAAACUGGGAGCACUUACAUAUGUCUAUCUCCAUGGUACUUCAAUUGGGACUCAGUGGUCAGCCAUUCUCUGGACCUGAUAUUGGUGGAUUUGCUGGAAAUGCAACACCCAAGCUUUUUGGAAGGUGGAUGGGUGUGGGAGCUAUGUUUCCUUUCUGCCGUGGGCAUUCUGAAGAGAUCUCAAAUGAUCAUGAGCCAUGGUCUUUUGGGGAACAGUGCGAAGAAGUUUGCCGUCUAGCAUUGAAGAGGCGUUAUCGACUUCUACCACACAUAUACACUCUGUUUUAUUUGGCUCACACAACGGGUACCCUGGUGGCAACUCCGACUUUCUUUGCUGAUCCAAAAGAUCCUGGCCUAAGGACCACCGAGAAUUCCUUCCUUCUGGGUCCUCUUCUUGUCUAUUCAAGCACCGUUGCUGAUCAGGGAAUCGAUAAAUUGCAUCCAUUGCUGCCCAAGGGAAUCUGGUUGAGAUUUGAUUUUGAUGAUUCACAUCCGGAUUUACCAACAUUAUAUUUGCAAGGAGGAUCGAUAAUUCCUUUGGCUCCCCCUCAUCAGCAUGUUGGUGAAGCUAAUCCGUCAGAUGACUUGACGCUCCUUGUAGCUUUAGAUAAAAAUGGGCUUGCUGAAGGAGUACUAUUUGAAGACGAAGGCGAUGGCUAUGAAUUCACCAGAGGUGGAUAUCUGUUGACACACUAUGUUGCUGAACUUCAAUCUUCAGUUGUUACUGUCAGAGUUUCCAAAGUGGAAGGAUCAUGGAAGAGGCCCAAACGUCGUCUGCGUGUGCACUUAUUGCUUGGUGGAGGUGCAAUGAGCACAAUUGGCAUUGACCGUAAUCCACCACUGGUGAAGCAUAUGUUUAAAAGAUUUAUCAAUCUCUUUAUCCGCGAACAGCUUGACUCGUGGGGCAUGGAUGGAGAUGUCCUGAAAGUCAAUAUGCCCACAGAAGUUGAAGUUUCUACACUCGUGUCUGCCAGCGAGAAACAAUACAGGACUCGGUUGGGUAUUUUUUGUCCCCUCAUAGAUAACUUUUUAACUGCAGAAUGUGCUAAGCAUAUUCCGGUGGUGGAAGAGGUUUCUGGACCCAAAGGAGUGGAGCUUUCGAGGGUCCCUAUUGAAUUGAAAAAUGGUGACUGGACUGUUAAAGUAGUUCCCUGGAUUGGGGGCAGAAUUAUUUCCAUGGAGCACCUUCCCUCAGGAACACAGUGGCUUCAUAGCAGGGUUGAGAUUGAUGGAUAUGAAGAGUACAGUGGCACCGAGUACCGGUCUGCAGGAUGUUCUGAAGAAUAUAAUAUGCCUGUGUUUAUGCUUGUAGUCUUUGCACGUAGGCGGGAUCUUAAGCAUGCAGGAGAGGAGGAAUCUCUUAUUUUGGAAGGUAAUAUUGGUGGAGGGUUGGUUCUUCAACGGCAGAUAUCUUUACGAAAAGAUAACCCAAAGAUUCUCCACAUCGACUCUGGCAUUAUAGCCUCCAGCGUUGGUGCUGGUUCUGGUGGAUUUUCAAGGCUGGCUUGCUUAAGAGUACACCCAACGUUUACUCUCUUGCAUCCCACUGAAACCUGUGUCUCAUUCACCUCCAUUGAUGGAUCAAAACAGGAAAUUUGGCCUGAAUCUGGGGAUCAGUUCUAUCAAGAGAAUCUUCUGCCUAAUGGUGAAUGGAUGCUGGUUGAUAAACGUCGGGGUUUGGCUCUAGUCAAUCGGUUUAACAUCAAUGAGGUUUAUAAGUGUUACAUCCACUGGGGAACAGGGACAGUAAUUCUGGAGCUCUGGUCUGGAGACAGGCCUGUUUCGAAGCAAUCACCUCUCACAGUUUCCCAUGGGUAUGAGGUGAGAGGAAUCUCUUAG
Dovyalis caffra is the source of this 3234-nucleotide messenger RNA. The record is from the annotation of a GenBank genome assembly. Lineage: Eukaryota; Viridiplantae; Streptophyta; Magnoliopsida; Malpighiales; Salicaceae.